UUUGGAGACGAGCCACUGUGCACACCUGCGCCCAUAAAACUACGUAAGGAAUAGUCGACGCGUUAGCCGAUGCACCACGGUUGCUGCUCUGCCAAAAGAGAGGGCGAAAUUCGCCGCGCAAGCGGUCAAAUACGCUGCACCUCUCGCUGGCGGCCAUUGGCGGCGCGCGCGCUCUCCGCAGCCGAGCCAAUGCGCCCACACGUUUGAGACGCAACAGAGACGCUGCAAACGAGAGCUCUCGCCGCCUCGCACCGCCAACGCCGCCGCCGAGCCCGCGCGCCCGCCGCAGGUGCCACUCAAGAUGACGUCCCUCCCGGCGAGCCAGGCCUGGCUCUAUGUCAGGAACAACUCGUCCUUCCUCGUGAAGCGCAACGGCGUCCAGUUCUCGCGCGAGCCCGGGAACCUCACGCAGCUCAACACGUACAAGUCGUCCGGCCUCUGCAACGACAAGGCCAUCGACAUUAAUUUGGACGAGGACGGCAAGAUCGUCAUGGCCCUGAAGGCGCCCAAGCGCGCGACGAAGCCGUCCAAGUCGCUCAACAAGACGCCGCUCCGCAAGAACUUCAGGAGGUCCGCGAAGGCCAUCCAGAGCCAGACUGCGGGCAAGUUCUACCGCGGCGACCUCACGGGCAAGGCCCUGGCGCGCUACGCGGCGUUGCACCGCUUCACGAAGGUCCAGCAGGGCCUCGCGAAGAAGGCCAAAACGAAGACGGGGCGCCGGGGGGCCGUGGGCGACGACGACGAAGGGAUGCCCUCACUGACUGCUUAGAUGGGUAAUGGCGUUGUUCUUAUUUGCGGCGACGAGAGCGGUACCGGCCUUCGACCGCGUCGCGCGUCGCGCGCAGCGGUGGGGCGUCGACGGCGCAAGGCACCACGCCCGGCACGCCGUCCGUCGGCGCGAAGCCUUGACGCCAUCGACGUGAAGCUAAAUAGACACUAUGUUAGAUGGCGUCGAAGCGCG
Molecule: messenger RNA, 961 nt
Organism: Pelagomonas calceolata
Lineage: Eukaryota; Pelagophyceae; Pelagomonadales; Pelagomonadaceae
Source: the annotation of a GenBank genome assembly